Messenger RNA from Trichosurus vulpecula (common brushtail), 4169 nucleotides. It is a transcript of the gene ZNF711, whose product is annotated as zinc finger protein 711. The coding region runs from base 238 to 2586 and encodes 782 amino acids. NCBI's taxonomy places the organism in Eukaryota, Metazoa, Chordata, Mammalia, Diprotodontia, Phalangeridae. Gene Ontology annotation, biological process: regulation of transcription by RNA polymerase II. Gene Ontology annotation, molecular function: DNA-binding transcription factor activity, RNA polymerase II-specific; RNA polymerase II transcription regulatory region sequence-specific DNA binding; metal ion binding. The transcript is spliced from 9 exons. Gene Ontology annotation, cellular component: nucleus. The record is from RefSeq and is a predicted model, not a curated record.
UAAGCCUGGAGAGGCUCCACAUUGGCCACGGCAACUCUAGAAGACCUACUAAGUCUUGGAGUUGAGAUCUUCACCUUUCUAAAUGUAUAAAAACACUAAAGGCCUACAGGAGCACUAGUGCUUUGGAGCGGUCCACUGUUUGGAAGAAGGGGCUAGAAAUUGAAAAGAGAUUUGGGAGUUAGGUGUUCAGAGUGCCAUUGGUGGCCACUAGCCACUUCCUAACUUGUUAAAUUAAACAUGUCUGGAAUGGCUGGUACUGCUCGUAUCGACGGAGAUCGUAUUUUUGUAUCAGUUCCUGAAGCUCUGUUAGUUUCUGAUGUUGUUGCGGAUGAUGGGAUAAAUCUUGACCAUGGCGUUGCAUCUGAAGUUGUCCAAGGGCCUGAUAUCGUCACAGAAAAUGAUUUCGUAACAGAAGGUGUGUUUGUUCCUGAAUCUGUUCUGGAAGCUGAUAUUGCCAUUGAAGAAAUUUUAGAUAUUAGUGAUCACAUUUUGACUUCUGACCUAAUAACAGAAACUGUUAGAUUACCUGACCAGAUUUUUGUGGCUGACCUUGUUACUGGUCCUGAAGGACAUUUGGAACAUGUGGUCCAGGAUUCUGUGUCAAAUGCUGAUUCUCCCACAAUAGUAUCAGAGGAAGUUCUUGUAACCAGUUCAGAUACAGAAGCUGUGAUUCAAGCUGCCAGUACUCUUCCUGGUUCUACAGUUGCUAUAAAAGCCGAAGAUGAUGAGGAUGGCAAGAGCACUUCUGAAGACUUCUUAAUGAUAUCUUUGGAUGAAGAUGCAGAGAAACUAGACCAAAUUGCAAACCCACCAGUAAAAAUCAACACUGAAGCUUCCAAUGAUGAUGUCACUAAAGAAGAUGGGUUUGGUUCAGAAGUUAUAAAAGUGUAUAUUUUUAAAGCUGAAGCUGAAGGUGAUGUGGAAAUAGGUGGAACAGAAGUUGUUACAGAGAGUGAUUUCCACAAUGGAUAUUCUGUCCCUGGAGUACUUGAACAGCAGGGAGGUGUUGGCCUAAUGCAGCAGGAGGAGAUGGUUUACAUGGCAGUUAAAGACGCAUCUCAUGAGGGUGAAGAUCUCAAUUAUGCUGAAAUAGCUGAUGAAGUUUACAUGGAAGUCAUUAUAGGGGAUGAGGAAGCCCCUGCUCUUCCUGAGGCCCAGCUGGAAGACUCUGGUGUGAAUAAAACAUUUGUUCCUGUGGCCUGGGCUGCAGCAUAUGGAGAUGAAAAUCUUCUCCAGAGGUAUGAAGAGUUUGAGGCACCAGGCAAUAAUUUGGAGACCAGAUUAGAAAAUAAAGAUGUUACUCCAUCACAGCACCUUCAGAUUUGUGACAGUGUUAACUCAAAUAAGGCACUUAAGCAGAAGUCCAAGAAAAGGAAACGGGGAGAAAGCAGGCUAUGGCCAACAGCGAUUAUAAUUGGUCCUGAUGGGCAGCCCUUGACUGUAUACCCUUGCUAUAUUUGUGGGAAGAAGUUUAAAUCCAGAGGAUUCUUGAAAAGACACAUGAAGAAUCAUCCUGAUCAUGUAAUCAAGAAAAAAUACCAAUGUACAGAUUGUGACUUCACAACUAGUAAGAAAACAAGUUUUCAUAACCACUUAGAAAGCCAUAAGCUUAUGAAUAAAGUUGAUAAUAAGACCCUGGAACUUACAGAAUACACAAAAAGAUACAAAGAAGCUAGUCCAUUGAGUUCAAAUAAACUUAUAUUAAGAGACAAAGAAUCUAAAAUUUAUAAAUGCAAAUAUUGUGACUAUGAAACUGUACAGCAAGGAUUGCUGAAUAGACAUUUGCUUGCAGUUCAUAGCAAACAUUUUCCUCAUAUUUGUGUUGAUUGUGGGAAGGGAUUCCGGCACCCCUCUGAACUUAAGAAGCACAUGAGGACCCAUACAGGGGAAAAGCCAUACCAUUGUCACCACUGUAUCUUCCGGUGUGCUGAUCAGUCAAAUCUGAAAACUCACAUGAGAGCCAGACACGGCACUGUCUUACCAUAUAAGUGUGAGCACUGUCCCCAAGCUUUCUCUGAGAAAGCUGAGCUUCAGCAGCACUUGGAAUUAUUCCAAGGACAUAAAACACACCAGUGCCCUCAUUGUGACCAUAAGAGCACCAAUUCAAGUGACCUUAAGCGACAUAUCAUUUCUGUCCAUACUAAAGAUUUCCCUCAUAAAUGUGAAGUGUGUGAAAAGGGCUUUCACCGACCUUCAGAGCUCAAAAAGCAUGGUGAAAGCCAUAAAGGUCAAAAAGUCCACCAGUGUAGACACUGUGAAUUUAAAACACCUGAUCCUUUUGUGCUCAGUGGCCACAUCCUCUCUGUUCAUACCCGAGACCUUUCUUUAAAAUGUAAAAAGUGCAAGAAAGGAUUUAGGCAGCAAGCUGAACUUAAGAAGCACAUGAAGACCCAUAGUGGAAGGAAAAUUUAUCAGUGUCAGUAUUGUAACUACAGUACUACAGAUGCCUCUGGCUUUAAGCGACAUGUUAUCUCCAUACAUACAAAAGACUACCCACACAGAUGUGACUACUGCAGAAAGGGAUUCCGUAGGCCAUCAGAAAAAAAUCAACAUAUAAUGAGACACCAUAAAGAGACCAUUAUAUAAAAUGAUAUAUAUAUGCAUAUGUGCGUAUAUAUAUAUAUAUAUAUAUACAUAUAUAUAUAUAAAAUAAGAAAGGAGUUUAGAGACUGGAAUACAUUAAUUGGAGAAAAAGAAAACCUCAUGAGCUGUUUCUUAAAUCAUAACCUUACAUCCUUUGUAUUAAAAGUCUUAAAAAAGUAUUAGGGUUACCAGUAAUCUGCUAGCCCUGAGAGUUGCUCACCACAGCUCAAACACCAUAGACGGUGGUUCAGACAGACUGCUGAAUGUUUAUUCCAUAGUAUUAUAUGCAUUGUUAGGCAGGAGGGGGCAGAGAGAGAACUUAACGGUGCUAUUUGGUUGAUUCGAAACAUCACUCUCCUCCACGGUGCUGGGAUUGGGAGGUCAGUAACACUUUAAUAGAACAACCAAGCUGCACAUCUUAUGCAAUUUGGGGGUUGGGAAGGCGGAGGUAGGAAGGAUGGCACUGAUCAGUGAUGACUUAGUCAUUGGGUUUUUCUGUAAUACCUGGAAUGGCUCUCCAGAAAUGGAGUUUUCCUUUAAAAGCAUUUCAUUCAGAAGCCUUUUAGGUUAAUUCAGUACUUUUCAAAGCUGAGUUUCAGAGCUGCUAACCUAUUUUGUUAUUAGAUAGGUUGUUUAAAAGCUAGCAUUAAGUGAAGAGGUCAGGGGCAAUAUUCCAUAGCUGAGAGUAAGGGUGGGGUGAUAUAGAUAAUAUCCCUUUUGCCUGACGCUACAUUGAAUGUUCUGGAUGGCACAGUUUGCAAAAGUCUGCAUCUAAUGUGGAUUUGGGAGAAAAUGGAUGCAGCAAUAGUGUUGCAGUUCAGCACUAUUUUUCCUUAAUGUUUUAGGAGUUUCUUUAAAAGUUUUAAAAAAAAAAAAUGGUUCAAAGAACACAACCUUAAAUGACAGUAAAUGUUUAGAAGUUCUUUAGGACAGUUUUAGCAGAUAGGAUUAUUCUAGUCCUACUUGACUAACAUUAAUUAAAAGGUGCAAUUUUAUGCCAUUGUUGAAAACAUCAAUUUUAUAACAUGCAUUUUCAUUCUGAGGCAGUAUUUAUGCAGUAUUUAACCAUAAUAAUGUGCUGCCAAUAGAAUGAAUUCAAAGAUGAGUCUUCAGUUUACAGUGUAUACUUUUAAAAUAUGCAUCCUUUUAAAUGAUGCUUUGUGUUAGCAUGCUGCAAAUCAAAAUGGCAUUUAAUAGAACAAACUGGUCUAGGGCUAUUUAAUGAAAAACCUAUUCAUAAAUGUUAUGCAUAUAAUGUGUAUGUUUUACUUUUUUUAAGUUGCUUCAUGUUUGCACACAGCUGUUGUCCACAUGAUAAAAAAAUGGAAAUUUUACUUCAUUCUCUAGCGUGGCUUUGUAAUUCAGACAACCUUCAUCCUUUUGGUUUUGUACCAGAUGAGAAUCAGUUCUUUGAGAAUAAAUUUUUUUAUCUUUCUGAAACCUUAAAGGUUAAAUUUAAAAUUUGAAACAAAAAAAAAGGUUUUAUGUGUCUGUAAAUGAUAUACACGCUGUAACAUAAAAUUGUCACUGUUAUGUGGAACUAUUGUUUCUAAAUGUUAUUGUGAUGAGAAUACAAUAAAAAGUAU